Messenger RNA from Cordyceps militaris CM01, 759 nucleotides. RefSeq names its product ThiJ/PfpI family protein. NCBI's taxonomy places the organism in Eukaryota, Fungi, Ascomycota, Sordariomycetes, Hypocreales, Cordycipitaceae. The transcript has a single exon. The record is from RefSeq and is a predicted model, not a curated record. Bases 1 to 759 code for a protein of 252 amino acids.
AUGUCCACCGACACCCCAGCCCAGCCGCCGCCGCCGCCGGUCAAGUACGCCGUGGCGCUCUUUCCCGGGUUCCAGCUGCUCGACGUCGCCGGGCCGCUCGACGUGCUCGCCGUGCUGGCGGCGGCGCAGCAGAGCCCCGUCGAGGUCGCCGUGCUCGCCGCCACGCUCGCGCCCGUGUCCUCGCGCACCGCGCGGCCCGGCUCCGUCGGCCAGGCCAUUGUGCCCACGCACACCUUUGACGCGCCCCCCGCCGACGUCGAGGUGCUGCUGGUCCCCGGCGGCGGCGGCACGCGCGACGUCCACGCCACCCAGGACCUGGUCGACUACGUCGAAAAGGUCUUUCCGAAACUGCGGUACUUUUUGAGCGUGUGCACCGGCGCGGCGCUGGCCGCCCGCGCCGGUGUCCUGGACGGACGGAGGGCCACGACGAAUAAGCUGGCGUUUGACUGGGUGCGUAUUACUCUCUUAUUUUCUUGUUGCAAUGAGGACAGCUGGCAGUGUUUUGGCAAACUGACAAGUCUGGCACAGGUCGCGUCGCAGAAUCCAAAGGUCCACUGGGUCCGUCAUGCCCGCUGGGUGACUGACGGCAAUGUGUGGACGUCGUCGGGGAUAUCGGCUGGCAUUGACAUGACGUUUGGCUUCGUCGCGGCGCAGUACGGCGAGGACGUCGCGGCUACGGUCGCGCACAGACAAGAGUACAUCCGCAACACGGAUCCGAACAAUGAUCCCUUUGCGCCGGACUCACCGCAGAAACAAUAG